Messenger RNA from Arabidopsis lyrata subsp. lyrata, 1372 nucleotides. RefSeq lists its product as uncharacterized. The transcript has a single exon. Gene Ontology annotation, molecular function: electron transfer activity. The record is from RefSeq and is a predicted model, not a curated record. Bases 68 to 1318 code for a protein of 416 amino acids. Lineage: Eukaryota; Viridiplantae; Streptophyta; Magnoliopsida; Brassicales; Brassicaceae.
GCUACAUUUAUCCACUUUUUAUAUCCUAUUACUAUUAGUAAAAGGAGAAAUAUAUAUACACUAAAUAAUGAAAUUCAUAGUUCAAACCAAAUUGGGAACCGACUCUCACUACUCUAUAAAUACAGAACCUCAAAACUCUAAAACUCACAAAAGCAAAAAACAAAAAGAAGAAGAAGAAGAAAGCAAUCAAUCUGUCAAAGAAGAAGAAGACACGAUGGGUCUCUAUUGGGCACGUAAGUUACUCGUAGUCCUCCUGGUUACUGCGUUCGUCUUCUCCGGGAGUGCUGAAGCGUGGAGCUGGAGUUGGGGUUCUGACCAAUCUGGUUCGAACGGGGGUUGGGGAUGGAGCUCCGGCAACUCUGGCGGUUCUUCUGGCUCGGGUUCAGGUGGUUCAGACUCCAACUCGGAUGGUUCAAGUUGGGGUUGGGGAUGGAGCUCCGACGGAACAGAUACAAACUGGGGUUGGGGAAGGAGCUCUGGCUCACACCAUUCAAGCGGCACUGGCUCUACACACAACCGUCAUAGCUCUGGCACGAACCAUUCAAGCGGCACUGGCUCUUCACACAACGGUCAUAGCUCUGGCUCAAACCAUUCAAGCGGCACUGGCUCUACACACAACAGUCACAGCUCUGGCUCUAACCACUCAAGCGGCACUGGCUCUUCACACAACAGUCAUAGCUCGGGCUCAAACCACUCGAGCAUCGUUGGUUCUACACACAACAAUCACAGCUCGGGCUCAAACAACUCGAGCAUCGUUGGUUCUACACACAAGAAUCACAGCUCUGGCUCAAACCACUCAAACAUCGUUGGUUCUACAUACAACGGUCACAGCUCUGGCUUAAACCACUCGAGCAUCAUUGGUUCUACACACAACAAUCACAGCUCUGGCUCAAACCACUCAAGCAUCGUUGGUUCUACACACAACCACACGAAUCCAAUACCGGCUGGAAGAAAGAUUGCGGUUACUGUAUGGAAAAACGGAUACGGUUACACAGAAUGGAGUUCAAAGCAUGCCCCAUUCUACGUCAACGAUGUUCUUGUUUUCACGUACAACAAUGAUGAUCGAACACAAUCCAUGACGAAGCACCAUAGCAAGAAGAAGAACGACGUCUACUUGCUCCCAGACAUGAAGAGCUUCAAGAGAUGCGAUGUGGCCAGAGGCAAGAAGCUGGUGGCACGAGGAGGUUCAUCAUCAAGAGGCUUCAAAUUGCUUCUCCGUAAGGUUCAGACUUACUACUUCGUCAGUGGAGACCAUAUAGGCUGCAACCACAACAUGAAGUUCUCUAUCCACCCGAUUCCCCACCCUUCUUCACAUUAACUCUAAAUCCACUUGUUCUUUUCUUUGAACUUUGAGUAUGUUUCUAUUCUACGC